Messenger RNA from Cololabis saira (Pacific saury), 6001 nucleotides. RefSeq names its product transcription factor 3b (gene tcf3b). Lineage: Eukaryota; Metazoa; Chordata; Actinopteri; Beloniformes; Belonidae. Gene Ontology annotation, molecular function: RNA polymerase II cis-regulatory region sequence-specific DNA binding; protein dimerization activity; DNA-binding transcription factor activity, RNA polymerase II-specific. Gene Ontology annotation, biological process: regulation of transcription by RNA polymerase II. Gene Ontology annotation, cellular component: transcription regulator complex. The transcript is spliced from 22 exons. The record is from RefSeq and is a predicted model, not a curated record. The coding region runs from base 673 to 2493 and encodes 606 amino acids.
CGCUGAACGACGUAGUGCUCGUAGCGCGCCUGCAAAUUUGAGGACUACGGAUGUUGUUCUCCUCUACAAAACAUCCGAAUUAUACACUUCGGGGUUUUUGAACAUCGGAAGACAUCAAAGCUGGCCUUUCCCUCUCAAAAACACACCACAUAUUUCAAAGGCGUUUGAAAUCGGAUACCGCUGGCGUUGAGGCCCUCACUUCUGUGCGGAGGGAUACGUUGUUGCGUCUGACAAUGUGGACGGAGGUGGCGAAGAUGUCUACGAGAAGAAUGAAAUCGCCUCAGUUGUAACAACAAAAACGGAAGACGUGAUUUUAGUUACUAUUAUACAAUUGUUUGCACUCAGACUUUGCUACAUUGAAGCAAACACGUGGGCGCUUGCGUGAAAAAGAGCAGGCUUCCCGGGACAAAAGGAAGGCAUCAACUGCUCCAAUGCGUUUCAUGCACUGAGGUCGAGAUUCUCUUGAAGUUUUAUGUUUUUCCCCUCGCCAGUCUCCGCAUCUCUUUUUAUUGUUGGAUAUCACACACUUGGAGUGCCGAGGGUUUAUUAGAGACUGAAGGGUAUGAACGAACAGCAGCAAAGAAUGGCUGCAGUGGAAACUGACAAGGAACUCAACGACCUCCUGGAUUUCAGUGCGCUGUGACGUCAACAAAUGCCCUAACCACUGAAACGAUGUUUGCACCUCCAGUAGCCAAUGGGAAAAACAGGACAAUGACACUGGCCAGCACUCAUUUUGGUGCAUCAGCAAUAGAUGAGCGCAGCGGCUCUGGGUCUUGGGGGUCUGCAGAGCAGAACAGUCCUUCAUUCAGCCAAGGACGGGGCUACGGAGAAGGAUCUCACUUCAAUGAGCAUGAAGGUCUGUCUUCUCCAUUCAUCAGUUCAGGGAUUACUGGUAAAAAUGACAGACCACCGUUCACUCCCUUUGGAAGUCAGCCUGGUUUUCUUCCUAGUGACAUAACGAUGCCCAGCCCAGAUGCCAUGUCCCCCUCUGGACUGAAGUCUGGCUCUCAGUUUUAUCCAUCGUACCCCAAUAACCCCAGGAGAAGGCCGCCUGAGGGAGGCUUAGACACCCAACCGAAGAAGAUUCGGAAACCCCCUGGCCUGCCGUCCUCGGUAUAUGCUUCCACAUCUAGUGAUGAAUAUGCCAGGGACAAUGGAGGAUAUCCUGGUGCAAAGCCUAGUGCUGUGUACCCAGGUUCUUUCUACAUGCAAGAAGACCCCUGGUCAUCUUCAGGCUACUCCGCCAUGCUGGGUAACUCUCCUCACAUUGGACAGCCAGGUUCCUUCCCACCCAUCAAUCCACAGGACAGAAUGAACUAUCCUCUUCAUGGCAGUGAGGUCAACGGCUUCCACCCAGCCCCCACCACCUAUAACCACACGCCUACGAUCAACGGAGAAAGCAUAAUGUCGAGCAGAGGAACCACAGCAAACAGUUCUGGAGAUGAAAUUGGGAAGGCUCUUGCUUCAAUCUACCCAUCGGACCACAACAGUAAUAAUUUCCCCUCAGCUCCUUCCACUCCUGGUUCUCCUCAGGCUGUUGCAGGAGCUCAGUCACAGUGGCAAAGAUCGACCACACCCAACUAUGAAGGGCAAACACACACACUGCAAAGUAAAAUGGAGGACCGCUUGGAAGAGGCCAUACAUGUUCUCCGUAACCAUGCUGUGGGCCAGAACCCUGCCUUAGAUGGCGCUCACGCUGACAUGCACAGUCUGCUGUCCUCCGUACACAAUGGGGCCCUUGCGGCCCUCUCUCCAGCUUUCCCCAAUGCCAACCUUGCUCUCAGCAACAGACAUCCCGCAAUGCAGGGGAGUAAACAUGAGGAAUCCACAGGCCUUCCGCCCAGCAGCACCCUCCUGCAUCACGCAUCCGGACCCACACCGGCCGUUGGCCAACCAGAAGGCUUUACUAGUCACCCUGGUUUGGCCCGCUCCACACACUCCUCCAGCAGCUCAGACAUCAAGAGAGAAGACAAAGAGGACGAUGAAAACUCCUCUGUUGCAGACAAGUCAGAGGAGGAAAAGAAGGAUGCGAAGGCAGCACGCAGUCGAACAAGAAAGGAGGCGUUGACCCUCCAGAUGCUCUCUUGCCUAUCAGACCAGAAAGAUGAUGAGGAUAAUGAGGAGGAUGAUGAGGACCUUCCUCCUGAGGUGAAGAUGGAGCGCGAGAGGGAACGGCGAGUGGCUAACAAUGCCCGAGAGCGUCUUAGAGUACGGGACAUCAACGAGGCAUUCAAGGAGCUGGGAAGGAUGUGCCAGCUGCACCUCAGCCAUGACAAACCUCAGACCAAACUUCUCAUUCUCCACCAAGCAGUAAAUGUCAUCCUCAAUUUAGAACAACAAGUCAGAGAGCGCAACCUUAACCCCAAGGCAGCAUGUUUAAAACGGCGUGAGGAAGAGAAGGUUUCUGGGGUGGUUGGAGACGCACCCAUGCAGCUGUCGGGAGGCCACCCUAGCAUGGGGGGAGAUGGCCACAAUCCAGUGGGCCACAUGUAACACCAGGUGUGGUGGUGUUUCCCUGGCUGUCAAAGGAUGUGGCCUUAAAAUAUUUCUUCCACCCAUUAUUCUCAGUGUGUGCGUGUGUAUAUGUGGACAUGUCUGUGUAUUGUCCGUUCAAGUUGCAAGAUGCACAUUCACACACUCAUACACACAUUGCAUACUGCCAAAACUGACAUAGCCUGUUUGUCGCACUCCCAGCCAUGACUACGAGCUCAAAUGUGAAGAACAUUUUUUGUUGUUCUUUUUUUUUUUUUUUAAUUAAAAAGAAAAAAACAUGUAAGACUUUUUUUUUUUUUUUUUUUUUUUUCUUUUUGGUUUCCACGCGAUUGAACGCCAGAGUACUUUUAGUCCUGCCGCAUUUUUGGGACUACACACACUGCCAAGAGAUGCUCUGGUGUAGGGAAAAGAAAAACGGAGACCUAAACAAACACAAAUUGAAUCAUGGAUUUGUGCCUAAUCGUUACUACUUUUUUUUUUUUUUUUUUUUUUUUCUAUUUGACAUUUAAGCAAAUUGCUUUACAUGUGAGAAACAUUUGUGAGGGAUUGCUUAUGUGUAUGAGCAACUAUUUUUAAUGUAUGUCAUUCCCAGUGUGAUGGUACAGUCUUACAUAUGUUAUGUAACCAAGCCUAUAGUUGAAGUUGAAUUUUCAAAAUUCAGUCACUUUUCCUGGUCUGUGUGUCUGUGUGUAUGGAUGGACGUUUGCGUGGGUGUGGAUGGUGGUGGAAAGGUCAGUCAUAGUUUUGACAGUUCAACUGCAGCUUACCCGAAAGAUGGAAAAUCUGACCCUACAGUCAGUUUUUGACUCGGGCCUGGUCUCGUCCCAAAAGGCACCUGGAGGCUUGGAAUUGAAGAUUUCUUCCUCGAAAGAUAUGGAUUAUCCAAGUGGAAGAAUCUGUCAACAAAACAAAAACUAUUCUUCCUCCUUGCUGACCAUGAUUUAUAGUGUUACUCCAGUAGCCCCCUUUUUUUUACAUAUAUAUAUAAAUAUAUAUACAUACAGGUUUUUGUACUGCUUUAUGUACUAAAGCAAACAGACAAAACAAAGCACAGUUGUAUAGACAGGCUGUAAGCUAAGUGUUGACCUGUAUCACAUUUCAGUCGCUGAAAGUCUUGUAUAAAAGCCAUUUGAAUCACUUUUAAGUGAUUGGCACUGCUUAGUGCUGUUACUUUCUUGAAAUGGUUUACUGACUGUGCCAGCAGACUUAACAGCUCAAGUUGUUCCCCUUUAUUGAUGUUCUGGAAGAGACAAAAAUCUGGGUUCUCAUCAGCUGCAGUUGUUAAAGCAGACGAGCCUUCGAGUUAUUGAGGCUUUCUUUUCCGAAAUGAGCAUUCCCACUGAAUGACAGCCGCUCACCUUCCUCCUGAGUAAGUGUGUUCAUACCUUUCUUACUGAGUGAAGUGUGAUGUGUAAAUUCACUUCAUACAUUAUUGUUUCAUUUUUCAAAAUUAAAUAUAUAUAAAAAUAUAUAUUUUUUGUUAGUCUAUACAUUGUAGAUUUUUUACAUAAAUGGCAAUAUUAGUUUGAAGUUUAGAGUGUAUUGUAGAUGAGCUGUAUAAGGGGAUAUUUGACAUUUAAAAGUUAAUUCAAAAUCAAACUGGGAUGAUGGAGGAAAGGCAUCAUUUGAUGAUACAUGGGGGGGCGGGGGGGACUUUGCUACAUCCUUUUAUUCCAGCUUUAGUUGCAAGGCGCAUCAUCAGCUACCCAGAUAUGAGCUCUGUCUUUCUGUUUGGGCAUUUGUGGACAGAGGCGGUGGCAGAUCUUGUGGAAGUGGUCUUACUUCAGCAGUGAGGCCCUGAUGGAAAAAUGUGGGGAGGGGUUUUUGUCUAACAGUAAUUAAUAUGCAACUGGUUUUUGAAUGUAGCUAUGAUAUAAAUGUGGAUCGCCUUUAUUUUCAAAGUUGUGUUCCUGGGUUUUGUCAGCACAGUGUAAUAAUUUUCAUUUCACACUUGUAUGUCUGCCGUCAACUAAGUGGCUCUCAGUACGCAGCUCACUAUCAGGUUUCCUGCGCACUUAACUUUGGAGGCAGACAUCUGUAUUUGGGUGUAAGGUAAUGGAUAAUAUGGAGAACAAAACAGUGUUAUUGUGAUGUUAAUCCCAUACCAUGUUGUGAAUGGUUUCUUUUUAUCAACAUGUAAUCUCAAAUGGGAGGUAGAGCAUUUUGUGUUUAAUUUCUACAAAAAGAGAUGAAGAAAAAGACCUAUACAAAUCAACAGUGUGGCCUUUUCAUUCUCAAGACUUAAGAUGUCAUGAUGGGAGAGUGAUACCUUAUCAGUGCCUGAACUUGUAUUUUUCAUUUAAUACAGUUUUUUUUUAUUUUAUUUUGUGAACCAUAUUUCAUUUAUCAUGGAGAUUAAAGAGGUACUUGUUCAUUCCCCCACCCUUCUUUCUCCCAAUGUUUUUUUUUUUUUUUUUUUUUCUAAUUUGGAGGAAGAAGGUUAAAUGGUAUAAAGAGAUUUUCUUUCUUUCAGUGUAUCUAGUUAAAUAAAUAAAUGUUCUGUAGAUCUUGUUUAGUUUUACUCCUUCCCCCCAUUUUCAUUAUUCAACUGGCUUACAUUGUCCAAACUGCUGUUUUGAUUAAGGUCGUAGUCAGGGGUCCAGGUAGUUCUGUCUGCUCUAUAAUCACAAAAUCACUUGACAUAAUGGGGUUCAAGGGAGGCUUGCUUUUGUCCCUUAGUGUCCAUUUUUGAUGCACAUGAACAGGAGAUGAAUUUUUAUACCCAGUAGUAGCUGGAACCUCUGACCUGGAGCAUUUUAAUUUUGUGUAUACUGUAUAUUAAAACACAAGCUCUUUUCUGCAGUGACUUGCAGUGUAUUCAGUUUCAUCUUCAGAUGUGACCUUUUAGACUUCCUGCUCUUUGGUGACAUCGACAGUGACUUUUUGUGUGAAGUUAUCACUUCUUUCAAAAAGUUGUUCUUGGUUCAGUUUUUUUUGUUUGUUUUUGUUUGUUUUGUUUUUUAUAUAUAUAUCUACUAUAAAAUCAAUGUGUCCUGAAUACUGCUAAUUUUAUUUUAAGGGAAAUCUCACCAGAUGUCAAUUAUAUCAAAAAUCCAUUAUUCUAUGAGCAAAACAAAGUUAUUUACUAGUGGGAAUUUAAAUUCUCAGCUGAAGUCUGACAAAUUCUGACAACUACAGGAGCUUGUAAGUUGUCAGCUGGUGGACUUGGUCUUUCAGUAAGAAACGAAAGCAGUGAUUAAAAUCUUGCUUUCAACAGUUUAUUUUAUUUUAUUUUUUUAGGGUGAGACCAUUGAGUGUUAAAUACAUUCAAAGUUAAAGAGCCUGUCAUCUUGGGGACAAUGUUGACUUAUCUGGGGUCGUCCAUAGAGUCCUCCUGUAUAUAACAGUAAAUGUAGCAAUAAAUGUGCCAUUUUUAAUAACAGAUUAUACCUUUUCCAAUGUCUGGUUUUUGGAUAUUGUAUACACAGAGAGCAAAAUAAAAGAAACCAUUGUAAUAAAGGGUUUACUGUAUUGCGGAAAAUAAAAUUGUUUCUUUUUUUUUUCUUAA